Messenger RNA from Alosa sapidissima (American shad), 2259 nucleotides. RefSeq names its product myelin basic protein a (gene mbpa). The coding region runs from base 151 to 579 and encodes 142 amino acids. The record is from RefSeq and is a predicted model, not a curated record. The transcript has 6 exons. Gene Ontology annotation, molecular function: structural constituent of myelin sheath. NCBI's taxonomy places the organism in Eukaryota, Metazoa, Chordata, Actinopteri, Clupeiformes, Clupeidae.
AGCCCUGGGUGAGUUGAAGUUGAAGCGACAGAGGACUGUGGAGGAUUUAUAGGCAGGACUGGUGUGGCAGUGUGGAUCGUACUCAGGGCUCCAAGUAACUCCAGCUGUUAGAAGACCUGUAGCCAUCCAAGCCAGAGAAACAAAGUCAGCAUGGCCACUGCAAGCACCUCAGGUCAGAGUGCCUUCGGACUGGGCAGGAAAAAGAAGGCUCCCGGGCUCCUGGACCAGAUUGGCAAAUUCUUUGGAAUAGACAAGAAGAAAAGAGGCAAGGGAUCUUUCCGUGGUCACCUGUCAUCCUCACCCCAGAGGCCUCAGCACUCCUCAUCUCGUCGCCGUGGAGAUGAAAAUGUGGUGGUACACUUCUUCAGGAGCUUUGUGUCUUCAUCCCCCCGUCCAAGGUCAAGGUGGAGAGAGUUCCUGAGUUUGGGGGGCCCUAAGUCCUCGACGUCGCGUGCUGCAGAGAGCCUACGAUCGCCACGCAGACGACGCCGAGACCAGAGCAACACACUCUCCCGAAUCUUCAACCUGGGAGAGAGCCGAUCCCGCUCCCCCCCUAAACGCUGGAGCACCAUCUUCUGAGCCCCCAGUGAACGACAGGAACACGGACGAACGUGUGAGAGAGUGCAGAGGCGGUGAAGAGUAUGACGAUGAUGAAGAGAAGAAGAAGAAGGAGGAGGAGAAAGGAGACGGCUGUUUGACUGACUCAAGUUUUGAACAGAUUAACAGACUAACGCCUGCCACCAUUGCUUCUGUAGGACACAAUCUAAGCAGUUAAUUCACAUGUGUGUAUUACUGAGUGACAAGAAAACAAAUGCAGCUGUUUGUCCAUGCUAGAGGUACACUUCUAGUAUCACUUCAUUCAUUCAUAAGGUGUAACCGUAUAUUUAUUUUCACAAAAGGCCUCCAAGUUUGCUGUGAUAGAUUAGUUAUGUUUAAAGUGUUGAAAUGCAAAAAUAAGGAAAAAUCUACUGAAUACCUUUCCGGUCAGCAUUAGACUACAGCCUAGCAGUCCAUUUUAAUUAUUCCAUCACUAAACUGACAACUGUGGAAGGCUUUAGAAUCAUCUGGUUGACCCUUCAUCUUAUUUUAGAACAACUCAGUAAGGCCACACCUGGAAUCUGAUCACCAUACAUACAUAGAUGCCAAUAUGAGUAGCUAAUAUAUCUCAUUUAAAAUUCUUCCCAGACUAAGUAUGUGAAGUGACUGUUGAUAUGUGUGAAUAUGCCUCACUCUGCAGAACCUGCUCAAUCUGGAGGAUCUUGAUUUUUGUUUGUGGGUGUCUCUGUGUCUUUGUGUGUGUGCGUGUGAAUGUGGUCUUCAAAAAGUUCUUUUUGUAUAAGUGCUUGUGUGGGCUUUCUUUAAAAAUACAAGGAGAGAGCAGUGAGUUUCUUUAAAAUCUAGAAUUUGCCAUUCUUUUUACUUAACAAAUUGAAAUGUAUCGUGCCUAAUUGCAAUACUUAAAUCCCUAUCCAUAUAGAGUGUUCCGAAUAACACUGCAUGAAAUGUGCCCUUUCAUUGAACUGCUGAUACAAAAGCCUGCACAGUGCACUAAAUGGCGUCUGUACACGUUUAAAAUGUACAGGUUAUCUGUAGGAAUUCAACCACACCAUUAAACCACCAUCAAACAUGGUCAGAUGGUUUAAAUGUUUCAGUUGAAUUCCGUCAAUUUAAUUCACAUAACCACUUCAGACCUACAGUAGCUAUAUAGCACCUCUAUAUGGGACGUGGAAUUGUUUUACAUUGCCUAACUACUCUUUAUUAGUGUUUCCAUUUGGAAGUAAAAAUCUGUGAGUUGAAUGGUGGCACCAAAAAGCCAGAGAAGGGGAAAGUAAAUGAAAGUUGUCGAGAGGUUCAUGACGAUGAAAGAAAAGGUUUUGUGUUGGUGAAGAGUGACAGCAUACAUCUCUGAGGUUCUUUUUGCAAUUUUUAAGAUUAUCUAUUUAUCCUUGCAUGUAUUAUUGUUAUUAUUAUUAUUAUUAUAUUAUUAUUAUUCUGUCCUGUGGCUGUUGUUCGGUUUUUAAUUUCCAUGUAUCUGUGCAUGUAGUCGUUUUGAACAAGUUGAGUAGUGUUAAAAAUCUAAAUUGUUAUAUAUGUUGGUGUCAAAUCUGUCAUAAACAUGGUGCUAGCGAUGCAGCAUACAAAAAUGCAAAAUUAGUUAUCGCAGUGUCUAUAUUAUUCUGUACAUUUCAUAGUGUUACAACUUCAACCAAUACCUAAUGGUCUGCUUAACUUGAAAUAAAUAUUUGGAACAUACUCUUA